AUGGCUGUAGUUGAUACUGGCCUGGCAAAGGGCCCUGCAGUCACCGGCCCUACUGCAAUUGCCUUCGCUUGCUUUAUGGCACUUACCGCGUAUAACUUUCUGGAACUCAGCAUCAUUAUAUUCGCCACAUUCAAGAAACGCAAUGGGCUUUAUUUCUGGAGCUUUAUUAUCGCUAACUGGGGCACACUACUACACGGGAUCGGUUUCACACUCAAGUACUUCCAGAUAGUCACCAACGGUUUUUUCUACGGCACAAUCUCCCUUAUUGGUUGGUAUGCUAUGGUGACAGGGCAGUCCGUUGUUCUCUACUCUCGCUUGCAUCUUGUCCUUAAGAAUCAAACCUGGCUUCGGGCUAUUCUUGUUAUGAUUAUUGUUAACGCUAUUAUCUGUCAUGUUCCUAUUACCGUCAUGUACUAUGGCGCCAACUCAAAUAUCCCGGGUCUAUUUCUAUCAGCAUUCUCUAUUUAUGAAAAAAUUCAGGUUACCAUAUUUUUCCUCCAAGAACUUAUAAUAUCAGGUCUAUAUAUUCAAGCAACAGCCAACUUUCUGCGGAACGCAGUUAUCGCGAGAGGCAACACAAAUCACAACACAAUCAAGCACCUUCUAUACGUUAACGUCGUUGUUAUCUUACUCGACGCCACCAUCCUGGGCCUAGAGUAUGCAAACAUGUUUGACUUCCAGACAAGUUAUAAGGGCUUUGCCUAUGGCUUGAAGCUCAAGAUUGAGUUCAGCGUGCUUAAUCGCUUGAUCGAGAUUGCCACAUUCCGAGCCGGCACCUACAUCACGCAUAGCGUGCGUGACGGCAACCCGCAUAAACAGGCCGCCAGGGACAAAAUACAGCCCCAGCAUGAAGAUCAUUAUAUCCACGGUGGAGUAAGGGACGAGUUUGAACUUCAACGCAAUACUACAUCUGCAAAUGACUCUACGACAAGGAUAACGGGAGGGAAGUCUACAUCGCCCAGUGAGCGACAAUUGAAUAUCGACGCACAAUCAUUGUUGACUCAAGAAUCGAUAAACGCCGGUGGAAUCCAGAAGCAAAACUGCGAUUAA
Messenger RNA from Pochonia chlamydosporia 170, 1050 nucleotides. RefSeq lists its product as hypothetical. Lineage: Eukaryota; Fungi; Ascomycota; Sordariomycetes; Hypocreales; Clavicipitaceae. Bases 1 to 1050 code for a protein of 349 amino acids. The record is from RefSeq and is a predicted model, not a curated record. The transcript has a single exon.